UAUAAUUUGUAGUGUGUGCACACUGGUCAUUAGAUUGUUUUUAUAAAAAUUGACGUGUCAGAUAAAUACAAGUGAAAAUAGAGCAAAACAUAUUGAACACGUCGUUUAACCAAGCAGCGAGUGGAUGGAGUUCCUGAAGAGUGGCAUCAAGACCGUGCUGGGCGGCACUGAGCCGGGCCAGCAGCCAAGUGCAGCCGAAACGGUUGAGAAGCUGGUGGAUCGAGUUUUCUCCUCGACAUUAUUGGAGGAUCGUCGCGACGCAUGCCGGGCACUGAAGGCGCUCUCCCGCAAAUAUCGCAUUGAGGUGGGCGCCCAAGGUAUGCCACCGCUGGUGCAGGUACUGCAAAACGAUGGCCAGGAUGCGGAAAUCAUUAGUUAUGCCCUGGAUACGCUCUGCAAUAUUGUGACCAGUGAGGAGUUCGAUGAGGAGGCGGACAAUCCGGCUGUAUCGGUGAAUGUGGGCGAACAGUUCACCGAGAUGUUCAUCAAGAGUCCGGAGCAUGUUACUCUGGUCAUGGGCUAUUUGGAUGAGUAUGAUUUUCGUGUACGCCGUGCGGCAAUUCAAUUAAUCACCUCUUUGAUUGCGAACAAGACACGAGAAUUGCAGGAACUUGUCCUGGUCAGUCCCAUGGGCGUGUCCAAGCUGAUGGAUCUGCUCACCGACAGUCGUGAGGUCAUUCGCAAUGAUGUGCUCCUGCUCCUAAUCGAACUGACCAAGGGGAAUUCCAAUAUACAGAAGAUUGUGGCCUUUGAGAAUGCUUUUGAUCGUCUCUUUGACAUUGUCAGGGAGGAAGGCUGCUCCGAUGGUGGCAUUGUCGUGGAGGAUUGCCUCAUCCUGCUGCUGAAUCUGCUCAAGAAUAACUCGAGCAAUCAGCAGUUCUUCAAGGAGGGCUCCUAUAUACAGCGUCUGGCGCCCAUGUUCAUACUGAACAGCUCCAAUGCCAGUGAUCUCGAGGACAGCGCCUGGACACCGCAAAAGGUGUCCAAUUUCCAUUGCCUGGUGCAGGUGGUGCGUGCUCUGGUCACGCCCAGCAAUCAGCAGCAGGUGGUCAGCGCCUGUCAGCGUGUCAUGCAAAAGUCGCAGCUACUCCAGGCACUCUGUGACAUCCUCAUGAGCAGCGGCGUGCCGGCGGACAUACUCACGGAGACCAUUAAUGCGGUGGCGGAGGUGGUGCGCGGUGAUCGCGAGAAUCAGGAUGAGCUGAGUCGUGUCUUGGCGCCCAGUCAGCCACCACGUCCGGCCAUUGUGGUGCUGCUCAUGUCCAUGAUCAAUGAGAAGCAACUGUUGGCUCUACGCUGUGCCGUGCUCUAUUGCUUUGAGUGCUUCCUGUAUCGCAACUCGGAUGGACAACGUGCUGUGGUCCAGACACUGCUGCCCUCCAGUGCCACGGAUGUGAGUUCGCUGUCCACGGGUCAGCUGCUCUGCACGGGUCUCUUCUCCACGGAUACGCUGGCCAAUUGGUUCAGCGCCGUGGCCAUUAUGCACACUCUCGUGGAGAAUGUGGCCCAGAAGGAGGAGCUGCUGCGUGUGCUGUUGGCCACACCGGGUGGACAGCGUCCCAUCACCUUGCUGGAGCAGUGCACCAAUCUGAUGCAACAGGAACGCUAUCGGCUGCAGAGUAAAGUGGGUCUACUGAUGCUGCUCAGCGUUUGGUUGGCCCAUUGUCCGGCUGCGGUCAAGGCGCUGCUGGAGACGCAGGGCACCAUGGCCUAUUUGACCGCCCAGCUGUGCGCCAAUGAGCACGACGAGCGCGAGUAUCUGGUGCAGGGCAUGUGCGCCUUUCUCAUGGGUCUGUGCAUCCAGUUCAAUGACAACUCGCUGCCCAAUCAGCGGCGCGAGGACAUCAGCCAGCUGAUCAUCAAGCGCAUUGGCCAGGAGACCUUCUGCAACAAGCUGAACGAGGUGUCCCGCCAUGAGGCGUAUAGUCGUGCCUGCAAGCAGGCACAGAUCCGUGCCAAGGGCGCCAGCGAGUUGUUGCUGGACUAUGAGUACUGCAAGCUCUACAAGGGAUUGGAGGCGUUGAUAGCGAAGCUGGUGAGCGGCUUUGAUGUGGAUGGCAUUGAGCUGACCGAGCUGACGCUCAGCUCGGAGGCAUCCGCAUUGGUGGCACAAUACAAGGGCAUCAUUCGCGGCAUGGAUGCACAGAUUCAGACACUGCAGCAAUCCACCAAAGAGCUGGAGCAGCAGAACACGGAGCUAAAGCAGCAGCUGGAACAGGAGCAAUCGCUCAAAUGCCAGCUGGCCGAUCAGAACACCUUGCUCAAGGCUCAGCUGACGGCGACAGCAGCAGCUCCAGAGGCACAACUGAAUGGACAAGCAGGAGCAGGAGGAGCAGUUGAAGUUGGAGGCGUAGGCGGAGGCGGAGCAGUGCCCGCCAAUGAUGAGGAACUGAAUGCGGCACGUUAUCAGGCCAACAUGUAUUUUGCGGAGAACAUACGGCUAACCAAGGAGCUGGAGACGCUGCGUCAACAGCUGUCAACGGAGAAACAACGAGCGGAGGCGGCAAAUGAAACGCUGCUGGCCACGCAAAAGGAUCAGGAGGAUCUGCUCGAAUUGCUGGCGGAUCAGGAGGCCAAACUGGCGCACUAUGAAACCCAAAUCCAAACCCAAACACAGACACAGUUGACAAGUGAAGCAGCCAAUAGAUAACUUGGAUAGAUAACAAAGCGAUAGAGUUUAAUUAUAUAUUGUAUUAAGAUACACACCAGACACACACACAUGUAUAUCAAUGUGUGUGUGUGUGUAUGCGUAGAGUGUGCGAAGUGUGUGUGUGUGUGUGUGGAAAGCUCGACUCAACGCCAACUGCCCCAAAAUGUAUACAUACAUUCUUAUUGUUUUUACUUUAUAUAUAGAUAUCUAUAGAAAUAUAUAUAGAAAUGUAUCUGAUUGUUUCAGCAAUUUAUAUGUUUCAAAUUUCAAUUUAUUCUACAAAAAAUGUGUAGACAAUUGAAGAAUUCCACACGAAAAUGAAGAGAGUUGUUGAUAUACAAAUAUAUAUAUAUAUAACAUAUAUACAUAAUAUAUGCGAUUCGUUCUGUUUUUAGAUGAUUUGUAACAUUUUUCAUCUGUCUGGCGGUAGAUUAUCUACAGAAAUUCAAAAUAAAAUUGAAUGCAAUAAAAAACAAAUUAUAAAGCGUA
Drosophila innubila is the source of this 3139-nucleotide messenger RNA. It is a transcript of the gene p115, whose product is annotated as general vesicular transport factor p115. The record is from RefSeq and is a predicted model, not a curated record. The coding region runs from base 125 to 2650 and encodes 841 amino acids. Gene Ontology annotation, molecular function: protein binding. Gene Ontology annotation, biological process: intracellular protein transport; vesicle fusion with Golgi apparatus; endoplasmic reticulum to Golgi vesicle-mediated transport. NCBI's taxonomy places the organism in Eukaryota, Metazoa, Arthropoda, Insecta, Diptera, Drosophilidae. Gene Ontology annotation, cellular component: endoplasmic reticulum; ER to Golgi transport vesicle membrane; Golgi stack. The transcript has a single exon.